This is a messenger RNA of Fusarium vanettenii 77-13-4, 1107 nucleotides long. RefSeq lists its product as uncharacterized. The record is from RefSeq and is a predicted model, not a curated record. The coding region runs from base 1 to 1107 and encodes 368 amino acids. The transcript has a single exon. Lineage: Eukaryota; Fungi; Ascomycota; Sordariomycetes; Hypocreales; Nectriaceae. Gene Ontology annotation, molecular function: flavin adenine dinucleotide binding.
AUGCUUGCACGCUCCUUUGGCCUUCUCGGGGAUUACGUCCGUGAACUUGACAUUGUUGACUACAAGGGCGACGUGGUCAAGGUGACCAAGGACAGUCAUCCCGACCUGUUCUAUGGCUUCCUUGGCGGCAGCCCCGGCAACUUGGGUGUCCUGACACACUUCAAGGUCGAAGUUCAAGAUGACAAGAAGUACCCGAACUCCAAGGGUCUAUGGCAGGCCUUCACCUAUCGUCAAGAUACACUCAAGGCCCUCCUUGAUAUUCUGGUCAAGAAGGGAGAAGACCCCAACUUUCCCCGUGGCUACGACUUUACUGUCAACAUUGUCAGUAGACAGGCCAAUCUGCUGGAUCUGUUCCCGGGUUCCGAGGACGAGCUCAAGAAGAGGCUACCAGAUGGCAUCCACAACGGCAAGGACAACAUUGCCGAUGUGCUCAAGUUCAAGUACGCACUGAUUGUCGUCUACGCCCAGUGGGUCAAUGUUGGAGGAGAGCCGUACUCGCCUGACCUGUUCAACGAGAUCAACAAGGUCCCGCACGAGUUCAAGUUUGGGAAGGAGGCCCCUCCAGGCACGCCAAUGUCGGUCAUCGCAUCCAUGUGGCUCUUCGGUAGCCCUCGCGAGUUUCCUUACCCCUACGUCAAGCGCACCAACAGCACCAAGUCUGUCGAGCUCUCGAAGACUGGCUGGUCGGAUUGGUUCUCUGGCCGAAUCAACGAGGUGAUCAAGAACAAGAACAACGGCCUCUGGGUCUCAUCUCAGCUGCAGGUGUACGGCGGCAAGCAAUCAAUGUUCCAGAAGAAUGCGGGCAAUGGCACGGCCUACUGCUUCAGGGACGCCACCUAUAGUGGCACGUGGGAUGUUUUCUAUCAGGAUACGGCGGAGAAGGCAGCGCAGGAGUGGCAGGCAGUAAAUGACGAGGGUGCGAAGACGCACUUUAGUAAGGAAGAUCGACGUGUUCUCUGGGGAUCGUACGGAGACUGGACGAUGAAGAAGGUGUGGCAGUUUUACUACGAUCCUGUCACGUACAAGAAGGUACAGAAGAUCAGGGGGACUUUUGAUCCCAAGGGAACCUUUACUGCGAACCCAUUCUGCGUCGAGGCAUCGAAGUAG